This is a messenger RNA of Xiphias gladius (swordfish), 1740 nucleotides long. RefSeq lists its product as uncharacterized. The coding region runs from base 74 to 712 and encodes 212 amino acids. NCBI's taxonomy places the organism in Eukaryota, Metazoa, Chordata, Actinopteri, Istiophoriformes, Xiphiidae. Gene Ontology annotation, molecular function: monoatomic cation channel activity. The transcript is spliced from 3 exons. The record is from RefSeq and is a predicted model, not a curated record.
CACAAGUGAAAGUAAACAGAAAAGAGACUGAGCCGCUGAGAAAAAGCUUCAUAGAGAAUCUCUAAUCUUCCAAAUGGAUAACACCAAUUUAAGGAGCACAUUGCAAACAUCGAGUAACGCACUGAGAAGAAAGUGGAUCUCUGAAGUGAAGAGUGAAAUUGAAAAGAGCCCUCUUUCAUCAUAUGUGGUUUUUAGCCUCGUCCUGGCUGGCUUGGAGAAGCUAGUGGAGGUGGAGUUUGCAUGUCCUUGCAAUCCUAGAUGGAAUGCACUGUUUGCAGCUAUUUUUUUUAUUCUUCCUCCAGUUAUUGCAUGUGUACUGAUUUACAUCAGCAGAGAGAAGAAAAAAGACACUGUGUUUUUCAGCUUUGUCCAGGCCAUGGUGUGGCAAAUCCUGAUGUUCUUGGAUGGCCAAUACUUUGCCUGUGCAAAGACAAACUGGUCAGGCAGGUUCGUAAUUAUUGACAAAGCUGCUCCUCUGAAAUGGUGCGAACCAACCAACCGCAACUCAUCACAGGACUUAAUGAUCAAAACCCAGCGAUGGUUUUUUGAUUCUCAGGUUGUUGGAAUUGGUCUCGUCUUCGCCGGUCUCACACUAUUUGCAGUAUAUAAAACUAUUAUUAUCUGCAAAUGCUGUACAACAGAAGAGCAAGUCCAGGAAGAAAACAGCUCAAUUUGUCAACAAGAUCAGAAUCAAGAUUCUUCUGCUAUCUGAAACAACAACAAGACAAAGUCUAUAGCCAUGCUAGCAGCUCUGCAAGGCUGUACUUAGGCUCAGUGAUGCUUUGAGCUAAAUGCUAAAAUCAACGUGCUAACAUGGUUGCAAUGGCAAUGCUAAUUUGUGAUGAUGUUAACAUUAGCUAAUUAUUGGUAAAAACAAAAUAUGGCUGAGGCUGAUGGGAUUGUCAUUAGUUUUGCAAAUUUGUAGGUGUAAACCAAAUUCUUAGGCAAACUCAAAUUUUGACCUUGUGAGGGUGUUAGGGGAUCACCUUAGUGAUUAUAAUUCAUCCUAAGGAGAAUAUGAAUGUGUGUACCAAAUUUCAUGGCAAUCGAUCCAGUAGUUAUUGGGAUAUCUAGAUAUUUUGGUCUGGACCAAAGUAAAACUUGACACCUGCACUAUGGAUCAAAUGUGACUGUAUAAAUACAUAUGCAAUAUGUAUGUACGUGUUUGUGAUUACCUCAUUAAACGUUUGCCCUUAUUUUAAGGUUAUUUUCAUAGCCUGCCAUAAGCUCAAGAGAGAAAAAAUAGUUGAAGUUAUUUUCCAUUUCAACAAUUUAAUUUUUUUUUUUUACAUGUGUUUGUAAGCUGCUUUUCACAAUAAGCUUGGCAAGAAUUACCUUCUGAACUAACACAACUGAAAUUACUUUAAACUUUCUGUUGUUCAUUGGUUAACUGUAACAAAAUACAUAUUCCAAGCUGUCAAAAAUAGUAAAUAGUUUUUGCUUCAAUGUCUUAUUGGUUUCUUUGUAGUGGCCUUUUUUUUCAUAUUAUUAUGCACAUAUUUCAUAUAUCAUUUGUAAGAUCUGGAAUAAAUCUCACUUCUGUUUCUCAGUCUGCUUGAUGGUGAUAUAGACAGUCACUUUGAAAAUACAUAUUUUUUAUUAUUUUUUGUCACUCUUCUCAAGUAUUUUAUAUAUGAUGAUCCGAGUUAUGGCAAUCAAUAAAGGGACAUGAAUCUUUUACCACACAUCCUGCAGUAGUGCAAGCUACAAGAUGAUUUUAUGGCUUGCACCACCAUAAAU